AUGUUAUAUUAUCAAAUUUAUCUAUCUAUCUAUCUAUCUAUCUAUCUAUCUAUCUAUCUAUCUAUCACACUCUGUUUAUAUCUCAGUCUACUCAUAUCCUGCCAUUUAUCUAGCUGUCUAUCCAUCCUUUCAUCUAUCUAUCUAUCUAUCUAUCAUCUAUCUAUCUAUCUAUCUAUCUAUCUAUCUACCAAACUUUCCGUAAUCUGUCUGUCUGUCUGUCUCUCUCUCUCUCUCUCUCUCUCUCUAUCUAUCUAUCUAUCUAUCUAUCUAUCUAUCUAUGUUCAUAUCUAUCUCAGUCUUUUCUAUCUCCCUUUGUUCAUAUCUAUCUAUCUGUAUUAUUCCGUAUCUAUCUAUCUAUCUAUCUAUCUAUCUAUCUAUCUAUCUAUCUAUCUAUCUGUUUUAACUCACUUUGUUCAUAUCUAUCUAUCUAUCUAUAUUAGUUCGUAUCUAUCUAUCUAUCUAUCUAUCUAUCUUCAUAUCUAUCUAUCUUUCGUAUCUAUCUAUCUAUCUAUCUAUCUAUCUUCAUAUCUAUCUAUCUGUUUUAACUCACUUUGUUCAUAUCUAUCUAUCUAUAUUAGUUCGUAUCUAUCUAUCUAUCUAUCUAUCUCAGUCUGUUCUAUCUAUCUCACUUUGUUUAUUAUCUAUCUAUCUAUCUAUCUAUCUAUCUAUCUAUCUAUCUAUCUAUCUAUCUAUCUAUCUCAGUCUGUUCACAUCUAUUCAUCUAGCUAUCUAUUAAACUUUCCGUAG
Molecule: messenger RNA, 747 nt
Organism: Acanthosepion pharaonis
Lineage: Eukaryota; Metazoa; Mollusca; Cephalopoda; Sepiida; Sepiidae
Source: the annotation of a GenBank genome assembly